This is a messenger RNA of Ogataea angusta, 1836 nucleotides long. RefSeq lists its product as uncharacterized. NCBI's taxonomy places the organism in Eukaryota, Fungi, Ascomycota, Pichiomycetes, Pichiales, Pichiaceae. Gene Ontology annotation, molecular function: Hsp90 protein binding. The record is from RefSeq and is a predicted model, not a curated record. The transcript has a single exon. Bases 1 to 1836 code for a protein of 611 amino acids.
AUGGAUCUGGUGGAAAAAGGUUUGCAUCUGUUCGAAAAAGGCAAAUACCAAGAUGCCCGACGUGUGCUUUCCAGAGCCGUUGACAUCGCGCAGGAGGAGUUGAAGAAAGGAGAAAACCAAUGGCGCAGUAAGCUGGGAUUACUGCUUGACUCGCGUGCGGCAUGCCAUCAAAAGCUGGGCGACCUGGACGCCGCCUUGGCAGACGCGCGUCAGCAGAUGGCUCUCGAGCCGUACAAGUGCAAGAGCUACUUGCGAGCAUCAAAAAUACACACACUGGCCGGCCGCGACAAGGACGCACUGGAGGUGCUCGAGGCUGGUGUUCGUCGCCUGGAGCGGGGUAAAACCAAGUACGGAAGCCGGCUUCAGAUCAAUGAGCGCUUGUUUGAGAAGAUGACGGCAGAAAUGGAGGAAUUGCGUCAGAAAAGCUUAAGAGAUCCCGCUGCGAAGCGAAGGAAGGUCAAGUCCUACGAUCCACUAAAUUACCUGCCUUUCGAGCUCCAGGCUACUAUUUUCUCGCACCUGGACCAGUCAAGCAUCAUGAGCUGUCUUCUGGUAAGUCGCAGAUGGAAACAAGCACUCGAAAGCAUGCCGAGGCUGCUGCACAGUCCGGUCCUGAAACGAAACUUAACUCUUAAAGAGCUAGUGAAAUUUCUCAACUUCUGCAGGUCGCGCCAGUGUCGCUCGUUUGAGACGUUGUCGCUUUCACUGCGUGCGGUGGAGGAGUCCAGCAUGCUCAAGCAGCUGUUGUCGAGCGGCUUUGAAGUGAAGAGGCUGAAUUUAAGUUUGGCGAAAUACGACAAUUUCGAGCUCGCUAAGCUUCUCAGCAAUAGCACGACAGGCCGGAAAAUGUGUGCUUCCCUGAAAGAACUGUCGCUUUCCUUGCCCGUUGUGGAGAACGGAGCUGGGAUGACAGAGUUGCUUGGUUAUUUGGGGGCAAACAUAACCAAACUGAACAUAGUCAUCACUGACCUGGUUCUCUCUAAAUUGGUCCGACGCGAGCCCAGCAAAAUUGACUUGCCCCAACUUCGCAGUUUGGUCAUCAUGGUGCGUCCCAAACUGCACGAAAAACUGAACAGACGUUUGAUGCGUGUGCUAUUUGCGAAUUUCACCGCCGAUAACGUGCAAAGUCUUCAUUUAAUUAAUUGCGAUGUCGAGGCUGUCACCAUGCAAAAAGUGUUGGAGCGCCUGCAAAAGCUUGAACACUUCUCGGCGGACUCCUGCGGCGCAUUGACCUUGGGAGAGUAUUUGAGAUGGCUCUCCCGGAACAGGGUACCUCUGGAAAGUCUGUCUAUGCGGGAGAGUUCGCUCCCGCGGCCUGCAAGCUCUGUCUCAGACGUGGAUCUGCGUUUUCUGGCGCGGCUGAAAUCUCUGAGUUUGGAAAACACAUCGCUCAAUUUCCACCAGUUGCUUCUGCUCCUGCAGAGCACAAAUCACCAGCUACGACAUCUCAAGCUCAAGGCCAACUACAAGCUUAUUUUCACUCGCAGUGCGUUUGACACUCGCAUCCCGAGUGAAUCCACGCGUCCGGUAAGCUUCCGCGAGUUUCUGCAAGCUGUGCCGCAAUUGGAGUCCUUGGCACUUAUCCAAUGCACCAAUCUCACCGACUCGGCACUGCGAAGCCUGUCGGCAGAAAUGGUGAACACCUCGUGCCCAAAGGGACUCAAACUGCUGGAUCUCUCUGCCAACGAGGUGAGCGGUGUGGGCGUCAUUGACCUGUUUCAGAGACCCAGGAGCUGGCUCCGGCUAGACCAGCUUCUGGCCCACGGCUGCGAUUUGCAUCCUGACACCUUGUCGCUCCUUGUCCGCCGCGGCUAUUGUGGAAAUGUACAGAUUUAG